CACCGUAAUAUUAAAUGUACCAACAAUCCCAGAGCAGAAGCCCUAAAACAAGAACCAUUCCCUCUACACCGGCAACUACCACCUGGCCGGAGCUGCUACAUACCAAGGAGCCCUAGUCUUACGUCGAGCGCAAUCGAAGAACCCACAUAGUACCUCCUCUAGAAUCAGCCAUCCUGGCGGACGACAUGGAACACUCAGACUCCGCGAGUCUGGGUUCGGAUGUGAUGUCGGAGGAAGAGGACGACCUCUACGGAGGAGGCUCCCGACAGCCAAAAGAAGCGGCGAACGGCACCACGGCCGAAGCAGAGGAUGACGAUGAAGAAGUAGAUAUGGAGCAGGAUGACGAAGAGGAGGAUGAGGAGGAGGAGGAGGAGGAAGAAGAAGAGGAAGAGAGCGACUCGGAUAUCGAGUUCAUCACAGAAAAGAAAGCAGCUCCGCCUCCCGAGCCUUCAGGUCGCUCGCGAGAGCCCUCGAAACCAGAACGCAGAGAGUCUAUCUCACACGACACAUCGCAGAAAACUACCGCUCCAUCCACCUCCGCUGCCACCGCCGAAGCGAAGAAGGAAUUACCCACAAGAUUAGGGACCGACUACCCCGAAAUCCGGACCUCCUCGAUUGAUGUCAACGCGAUGCCAACCUGGGGCGACACGGGGAAGUCCCUCGCCGAGAUGGAUAUUGAUGCCGAUUUCGCUGAACACACCAAACCCUGGCGUCUCCCUGGUGCCGACCAAUCCGACUAUUUCAAUUACGGCUUCGAUGAAUUCACCUGGACCACCUACUGCCUCAAGCAAAAGUCCAUGACCGGCCAACUUGCCGACCAGAAAGCCGAGACCACUAAGUUCGAGAUGAUGUUCGGCGGCGGAGUUCCAGGAGGCAUGCCGGGCAUGCCUUCUGCCAGCGGCGCCAAUGCCCAGCAACCCGCCGCCCCUGCCCAGAGCGCACAGCCCGGGAUGGGGAUGGGAGGCAUGCCCAGCAUGCCCGGGAUGUCGGACGACAUGAUGCAGCAGAUGAUGGCGACCUUCAUGCAGCAGGGCAUCACCGAUCCGAAUCAGCUCGACUUUGGAACGUUCGUUCAGCAGAUGCAGCAGGUGCAAGGCGGCGGCCCGGGAGCCGGGGCCGGAGGUGGUGGCGGGAUGGGGCAGAAUAUUCCUCAGGGUCCGGCGGCGCAGCAAAGUGGUGGUUAUGGGCAGGGACAAGGACAGGGUAACUGGGGCGGCGGUGGUGGUGGGGGACGAAGGGGACGAGGGAGGUGGUAAUAGGUGCGAGAGGUUCUCUGUGUGAUUUAAUCGCCUCGUAUUACAGAGCAGCCCAAGAAUUGACGAUUCAGGCCUAUCACGAUGGGUUAGCCAAGGAGUGGCCGCUGGCUGCCUUCUUGGAUGGGUUAGGGACAACGGUAAUAGUAGUCCAAAGAGGGAAAGGCAUACUGCCGUAUCUUCGCGCCAUCAAGUUUCUCAAUGACUUGAAAAGAAAGGGGCAAUAGGCUAUAAUGGACAUCAGGCGGGUUGUAAGUCAGCAUAGGAGCAAGUCCGCUCCGAAGUACCUGUCGCCUAAGGAGAAUCCGUCGUUAGAGGGUCAACAAGGCGUACUGAAAUCGCGGUUGGCCUGGCUACUUGAGACCUGUAGCCCCGAGCGAAAUAGCCCCUUU
Molecule: messenger RNA, 1645 nt
Organism: Eremomyces bilateralis CBS 781.70
Lineage: Eukaryota; Fungi; Ascomycota; Dothideomycetes; Eremomycetales; Eremomycetaceae
Exons: 4
Coding region: 186-1256 (356 amino acids)
Cellular component (GO): mRNA cleavage and polyadenylation specificity factor complex
Molecular function (GO): RNA binding
Source: RefSeq, a predicted model, not a curated record